AUGGAUCAAGAAUUGUUAGCCGCAAUUGACGAUCCCAAUACGUUCUCGUACGGGUCCCUGUGGCAGGAAUGUCAAGCAUCUCAAGGUAGUGUGUCUCCGGCAGUAUGCCAACUAUUGAAUAUUUUCUACCAAGGAUCAAUUCAAGAUAGUUCAGUCGAUUGGAGUCAGGAACGAUUAGACAAGCUGCGACUUUUGUCACUAGUAGAUGCUGCAGUACGGCACACGGGUUCUAGCAUUUCCUAUGAGGAUCUGUGGAAACAAUUAAAAUUAGACGAUCCACUUCUUCCAAAGGAAAAGGAUGUCAUACUUGAACAAUACUUGAUUCAAGCAAUGAUGAAACGAAUCCUUGUUGGAAAACUUAAUUCUCAGUCUCGCACCCUCCAUGUGUCAUGGGCCAUGGAGCGUAGUUUGAAUGAUACCCGAAUUCAAGAAAUGAAGGAUACUCUCUCAAAGUUUACACAACGUUGCUCAAAAGCCUUCCCGAAAACCGACGCCGAUCCUCCAUUGACCAAGUCUUAUAAACGUACGAGCCGACUGUCCAGUAAUGAUGGCUUCGAUCAGUACGUUUCGGACAAACGCGCACGAGCUGACGAUAGUCCCAUGGAAGGGUAA
Molecule: messenger RNA, 612 nt
Organism: Schizosaccharomyces osmophilus
Lineage: Eukaryota; Fungi; Ascomycota; Schizosaccharomycetes; Schizosaccharomycetales; Schizosaccharomycetaceae
Gene: csn71
Product: COP9/signalosome complex subunit 7a
Exons: 1
Coding region: 1-612 (203 amino acids)
Cellular component (GO): COP9 signalosome
Source: RefSeq, a predicted model, not a curated record